CGUCAUGGCUGCGGGAGGAGACGACGUCCUCCAUCUUGUCGGGGCCGCGGGCGGAACUCGGGGCAACUCCGACUCGUCCCGGCCCGGGCUGGGUCCCGCCGCCCGGACGCGAGGACAGCGCCCUCUGCCGGCUCCACACCUGGCCCCGGCCGGCGCGACGGGGCCCGGCCCGGAUGCCGCUCCCGCCUCCGCCAGCCAAGAUGGAGGCGGCUGCGGGUCCACGAGCGGGGCGCCCGCCUGUCGGAAGGGCUGGGCCGGCCCCCGAGCCUCUGCCCUCGUCGGCCCCCAGGCGGACGAGGCCCCGGGCCGGCUCCGCGGCGGGAGGGAGCGCAGGUGCGGACCGGGCUGGGCCGGGUCGGGCGAGCUCCGACCAAGGAGCCACCUGGGCGGCGGGUCUCUGCUUUUGUUCGUCGUCUACCACCUAUGUCCCGGGUGCACAUCACGGGCUGUGCGGGUCCCGAGGUGUUACGUAGGAGAUUGAGUCCCCUUUGAUUAUUUCUUCUGGAGACUGGUAAAGGCACGGGUUUACUGAGUGACAGACACAGAUCAACGAAAACAAAAGCACUGUUAAUGGAUUGAUGAGAGUCCCGUGUAAUCUAAGUCCUGUGGUACUUACUGUACCGUCAAGACCAUCUUGAUUCAGAAAAUGCAGAAACACCCUUCAUGAUAAAACCACUCAACUAACUAGGAAGAGAAGGAAACUACCACCACAGAAUAAAAGUCAUGUAUGAAAAACCUCAGCUAACAUCAUUCUCAAUGGUAAAGGACUGAAAGCUUUUCCUCUAGGAACGGGAACAAGGCAAGCAUGCCACUUUCACCACUACUAUUAAACAUAGUACUGGAAGUUCUAACCAGAGCAAUUAGGUAAGAAAAAGAAAGGAAAGAUAUCCAAAUUGAAAAGGAAGAAGUAAAAUGAUCUCUCUUUGCAGAUCAUAUAAUCUUACAUACACAAAACCCUAAAGACUCCAGAAAAAAAGCUUUUAGAACUAACAAAUGGGGACUUGCCUGGUGGUCCAGUGGUAAAGGAUCCACCUUACAAUGCACGGAUCGCGGGUUCCAUCCCUGGUCAGGGAACUAAGAUCCCACAUACCGAGGGGCAACUACGCCUGCAUGCCACAACUACUGAGCUUGUGCACCUCAACUAGAGAGCCUGUGUGCCACAAACUACAUGUGCCUUGGAGCCUGCAGGCCACAACUAGAGAGAAGCCCGCGCCCCACAAUGAAGAGCCUGCAUGCGGCAACAAAAGAUGCUGCAUGCCUCAACAAAGAUCCCAUGUGCCGCAACUAAGACCCAAU
Messenger RNA from Lagenorhynchus albirostris (white-beaked dolphin), 1296 nucleotides. RefSeq names its product POLG alternative reading frame (gene POLGARF). Lineage: Eukaryota; Metazoa; Chordata; Mammalia; Artiodactyla; Delphinidae. The transcript has 2 exons. The record is from RefSeq and is a predicted model, not a curated record. The coding region runs from base 5 to 481 and encodes 158 amino acids.